This is a messenger RNA of Cuscuta epithymum, 5674 nucleotides long. The record is from the annotation of a GenBank genome assembly. Lineage: Eukaryota; Viridiplantae; Streptophyta; Magnoliopsida; Solanales; Convolvulaceae.
CCACCUUCUCUACGAGUAUCCUGCCAGUUGAAUACAUCUACCAGCUCUAUCCAACCAUGUUGAUGCGAGACUAGCUUAGAGAUGAUUCCAAAAAUGAGCAGUAAUAGGUCUUAGAUGUAUGAAAGGCUCAGAAAUCGAGGGUUUCUAAAUGAAGACUUCAAAAAAGGAGUUAAUGAGUUUAUUCAGAAGGCGGUAAACUUAUAUCCAAGUGGAGUGAUUGCAUGUCCGUGUAGAAAGUGCAAGAACAGAAAAUUGUUGACUUGGGAUAUUGUUAAACAACAUCUAUUUGAAAAAGGGUUUGUUGAAGACUACUAUGUAUGGGGAGCGCACGGAGAGACAUAUAAUUCAAAUGGGCUGGUUUAUUUGGAUGAAGGUAGCUCUUCCCGUCAUAAUACAUCUGAAGUUCCAUAUGACCCAUAUAAAUCAAUGUUUGAAGAUGCUGUUAGGAAUGAAUUUCCUAUCGGUACACCUGAUGAUAUGCAUGUGGACAAUGAGGAGCCUAAUCCAAUGACGAAGAGCAUGUAUGAAAUGCUUGCUGCGACAAGUCAACCAUGUUUUGAUGGUUGUCCAAUGCCGGAGUUGAGUGCCAUGACUGAAUUGUUGAACUUAAAGACUGAGAUGAACUUAUCAGAGGCUGCCACUGACAGAAUUGCUCAACUUGUGAACAGGUUUUUCCCAACACAUAUCUCCAAUCAGCCCAUCCAGAAUUUCAAGAAAAUAAAAAGGAAACUCAAACUAUUAGGAAUGACCCAUCAAUCUAUUGAUUGUUGUCCAAAAGGGUGCAUGAUCUAUUGGAAAAGCAGACAGUGAACUAAUCAAGUGCAAAUUUUGCUCUGGUGCAAGGUAUGAGGUCAAUAAUCAGUCAAGUAAACCAAUCCCGCUUUCCAGGAUGGAGUAUUUUCCGAUUACUCCAAGACUACAGAGGCUUUAUGCCUCAAAUACAACUGCUGGGGAUAUGAGAUGGCAUAAAAGUCACCAUAGAGAAGAAGGAGUGAUGCGACAUCCAUCAGAUGGGAAGGCAUGGAUUCAUUUUGACAAUCUUUACCCAUCUUUUGCCGAGGACCCUAGAAAUGUUAGACUCGGUCUAUGCUCAGAUGGGUUUCAACCAUUCGGACAAUUUGGACAGAAGUAUUCAUGUUGGCCUAUUAUCGUGACACCAUACAACCUGCCUCCAGGUAUAUGUAUGAAAAAAGAAUUCCUGUUCUUAUCCAUAUUGAUUCCAGGACCAAAGAAUCCUACAAAUAGGAUAGAUGUUUAUUUACAACCUUUGAUAGAAGAGUUAAAGCAAUUAUGGGAGGUUGGGACUGUAACGUAUGAUGCACUUUCAAAGGAGCACUUUAAUAUGCGAGCUUCUUUGCUUUGGACAAUUAGUGAUUUUCCAGCAUAUGCCAUGCUCUCUGGAUGGAGUAUGAAGGGGAAAUUUGCAUGUCCGUGUUGUACUGAAUUUACAGAAGCAUUCUGGUUACCCCGCAGCAAGAAACAUAGUUGGUUUGAUAACCACCGAAAGUUCCUAGCAGAAGAUCAUCCAUUUCGAUGGGACACCGAGAACUUCACUAAGGGUAAAAUAGUCAUGUAUGGCCCUCCAUUAUAUAGAGAUGGUUUAUAUUGUUAUGGUGAGAUGGAUGCCCUAAUGUCUGUGACCGAAUUAGGCAGUUUGGAACACAACAAAGUGGUUGGAAAGGAUAUUGGGUGGAAGAAACGUAGUAUCUUUUGAGAUCUCCCAUAUUGGAAGGAUUUGCUUCUAUGCCACAAUCUUGAUGUAAUGCACAUAGAGAAGAAUUUCUUUGAGAACAUAUUUUACACAAUUCUGGGUGUGCCAGGGAAGUCAAAGGACCAUACACGAGGGAGAAUGGAUAUGGAACAGAUUUGUCAUAGACCAACUAUGGAGAUGGACCGUGAUGGAAAAUAUCCCAAGGCUCCUUUCACGCUUUCAAACAAGCAAAGAGAAGUUUUGUGCAGUUGGGUUGAUUCACUUAAGUUCCCCGAUGGAUUUGCAUCUCGAUUAGGGCGUUGUGUAGAAAUGGAGAACCUUAAGGUAUUCGGUAUGAAAAGUCACGAUUGUCACGUUUUUAUGCAACGUCUACUUCCAAUUGCAUUGAGAGAAAUGCUACCUGCUUGUAUUUGGGAGGCAAUUACUGAGAUUAGUUUAUUCUUUCGUGAGUUAACAAGAAAGACUGCACGAGUUUCUGUCAUUGAAAAGCUAAAGGAUGAUAUUCCUAUCAUUUUAUGUAAAUUGGAGAAGAUUUUUCCACCCUCUUUUUUUGACCCCACGGAGCAUCUUCCCAUACAUUUGCCGGACGAAGUUUUGCUAGGAGGACCACCGCAAUAUCGAUGGAUGUAUUGCUUCGAAAAUUUUUUAGGGUCAGUGUUAAAGAAAAAGAUCGGCAACAAGGCUAGAGUUGAAGCCUCAAUUAGAGAGGGUUAUUUGCUAAGUGAAAUGGGUACAUUUGCGAGCUACUACUUCCCGGAGGAAGUCACCACAAAAGCACGUGGUGUCCCGAGAUUUGAUGACGGUUUUAUGAUUAAUGAUGAUGUCGCUGCUUCCAUUUUUGCACAAAAGGCAAAAGCAAUUGGUGCAAGCAAACGUCGAUACAUGGACCAAAACGAAUCCAAUGCAGUGCAUUCCUAUGUACUACAAAAUUUCCUAGAGAUCGACUCAUUCCGAGAAUUGUUCACGAAUGCAACCGGAUUAACAACCUCCGAUGAACUUCAAUUUCAAGCACAAUUUCCGCUCUGGUUUUAUCACUAUGUGCGUAAUGACACUAUAGAUCACCCACGAUGGAUUCGAGCUUUAGCUGGAUUUCCUGCUCCAUAUGUGACGACAUACCAAACACUUCAUAUAAAUGGUUACAAGUUCAACACUAUUGCACGAUUUGAAGGGAGGGUGACAUGUAAUUGUGGGGUUAUGGUCAAGUGCACAAGUUAUGAUGGUUCAGGGCUUGACUACUAUGGUUUAAUACAUGAAAUAAUUCAGCUAGAAUAUCAAGAUUAUAAGAUACUCGUCUUCAGGUGUGAAUGGUUUGAACCUUCAAGUAGAGGCACACGAUGCCAUCCAUUAUACAACAUAGUGGAUGUGAACACACAACAUCAACUUCGUACUUCAGACUGCUAUAUUUUAGCAUCACAGGCGGAUCAAGUUGUGUAUGUGCCAUAUCCUAGUACAAAGAAACGAGUCAAUAGAUGGGUUUCUGUUAUUCAGUGCAUGCCCCGGGCUUUUGUGGAGAGAGAUUUGGAAGAAGAUUCGACACAUGAAGAUGAAGACUUUCAAGCGUUUCAAGAAGACGAGUCCAGGGAUUCAUUCCAAAUAGAGGUGGAUGAACAACCAUUUCCAAUUUCAGGUCAACAACACAUCGAUGACCGUGAUGAUCAUUCAGUUGCAUUCAAUGCUCCGGAGAAUAUGGAUGUUACAUUAGAUGGAGCAUAUGACAUCAAGCAAGCUGAUAGUGAAAAUGACAGUGAUCACGAAGAAAAUAUUAAUUGCAAUAAUUGAGGUCUGGAUACUGAUAAAAAGAGGUUUGGAUACUUUUGAAAAGGGGCGGCUGUUUAUAAAUUUUGGCAGAUAAAGGCAUCCCUCCAAUUUUUAGCCAAAUUAAUUUGACAUUUCAAUUCCCCCCAAAAAUUUGACGGAAAACUCCCCCACUUCUAAAAAGCCACCAAAUACGAACACUACUCUCAAAACCCUUAUCACCUCACCUCAUUACACAUACUCCGUAUAUAAGUCAACUCUGUCUUCCGGCCUUCAGCCUCAUCAUCUCACAGAUUCACGGUUCAUAGCAGCAGCCUCAUCUCAUCCCAACAGCAUCAUAUCUCAAUCGAACCAGCAGUCCUUCACUUCCUCCUAGAGAAUAUGAUUCCUAUUAGAGGUCAAGGUGUCACCGGGAUGAACAAGAAAGCAGACCGCUUUUCGCAAGAGACAUCAUCAGGUAGUUCGGGUCGCUCAACAUCCUCUGCACCCUCCACUUUACCUAGGAACAAUACUACUCUCCACUCAACACUAUCCCCUACCCUUUAAAGACCAUCUCUACCCUUCACUAUUCCAGGCAGAAACUCUACUCCCUACUCAACACCGAAGAUUAGCCACUCAAAAAAGCAUCAACCCUUGUCUAGUAAGGGCGGAAAUAUUACCCCCCAAGCAGGGCAGACACGACAACCUUCCCAACCACCCCCGUCCCAAUAUCAUAUACCUCGGGUUCCUAGCCCAAAUAUCACACCAGUUACUAAGCGGCAACCCACCAUUUCAUCAACUCAAGGCCCUAAUAAAGACCAUACUUUGCUCUUCAAUCAAGAGAGCCCGUCAACAACAACGAGCAGCAAUGAACUAGAAGAUAGUGACCCAACAACUCACUCCAAUGGAGAAGAUGAGCUAGCUGAAUGGAAUCCUGAUGCGUACAAAGACCUCGAGUGGGGUGAAGAACCUUUGGACCACUUCAGAUCUUUAGCUAUAGCAAAAUUUGAAAGACCCAAUGUUGGGUUAAAUGCUUCUAAAGUACUUGUUAAUAUUGUUUCAAACAAAACAAGUUUGCGAUUUCAAACAAUUGCCUCAAGACAGAUAAGAUACAAUCUGCAUCCGGCUGGGCAACAAUGGAAGUGGGUACCCCAGAAGACAAAGGAUUUAUAUUGGGAUCAAUUCCAGGAUUUAGUAAACUGGGAUAUAUCCAAGUUUAAUGGUGAAGACAUCAGAAAGGGUUACGAAAAUUAUCUUAAGCAACGUGCUUAUUCGAAUAUAAUGUCUAAAAUCAGGGAGCGUCGGCCUUUAACUGUGAAUGACUUCACUUGGGGAGUUGUGGAAGAGUUUCGUGGGUCUGCGACAUUUCAAAGAUUGUCCGAGUCUGGGAAAAAGAAUCGGAUUGCCGGUGGAGAUAGAUGCAAACAGUACGGAGGGUCUCGUUCUGUGGCGGAUUUGGCUGAACAAGAGUCAAGUGUUUCAGGAGAGGAAGUUAACCCUCUCAAAAUCUGUGUAACUUAUCAUCCAAGAAAGAGAAAGAAUGGAGAAGUAAUUGACUACGGCUCACAAUCAGAAGUUAUGGAGGCUAUUUUUGAGUUGUCUGAUGAAUUUAAUGAGAACAUUCAACAAGCCAAACAAUCUGAAACUGAAAAUGGGGGCUCCAAGAAUGCAUCUAAAGCUGCAGUUGCUGAAUUGAAUUCCAAGUAUUUGGAAAUUGCUGGGGGUAAAAACAAAAAAGUAUUUGGAUUAGGAAAGUAUGCAAAAGCUUUCCUUCAAAAAAUGGAAUCAAAAUACCGAAAAGUUUCAGCAUCUUCACAGCGUGCACGUGAAUUUUGUGUCUAUUGGGAUGAACACAUGCGGAAGUGGUUAUCUUCACAAGGCGAGGAAUGCCCACCGGUAAUGCCACUCGUGGAUGAAAGCUUGCUAGAUGAAGAUCCUUGUUCACAGCCAAAAACUUUUGAGCAAACAUGGCUUCCAUUUCUGAAAACACUUGGAAUGGAUGCACCAAGUUUUUUCCAGUUUACUCCAUCAUCCUCUCCACAUUCUCAAAGCACUUAGUAUUUGUUAUUUCCAAUUAGUAUUUCUGGAUUGUAUAUCCAAGUAGUAUCCAUAUUAAGAAUUUGCUUGUAUUUCUGGAUUGUAGUAUGGCUUUACUUAUGGUACUCACAAUGACUAUGAAUGUUGGUUGUUAAAGUAUGUUUACUAUAAAAGUUAAGUUUUUUGGCUACA